This is a messenger RNA of Purpureocillium lilacinum, 822 nucleotides long. NCBI's taxonomy places the organism in Eukaryota, Fungi, Ascomycota, Sordariomycetes, Hypocreales, Ophiocordycipitaceae. The record is from RefSeq and is a predicted model, not a curated record.
AUGUUCAACCCGGGCGUCUUCUACAUGCUUGCCAGCGUCGUGCUCUUUGCCGUCGCAGUCGUCGUCCACUUCCACACGGCGCACCUCUCCCUUCCCCUCUCGCCCUUCAUCACCGUCCUCGCCGUCGUCCUCCCCAUCGCCGCCUUCAUCAACGCCUACAUCUACCCCAACCUGCUGCGCAACUCGCACGCCUGCGCCCUCGCGCCCCUCGACCACUCGGCCCUCGAGCGCCUCGCCCCCGUCCUCCUCCAGGGCCUCCAGGCCGUCGUCUCCAGCGUCCUCGCCACCCUGCUCUUCGAGGGCCUCGUCCCCUCCCCGGCUCUCGACUAUCUCCUCGACUAUGAGUGGGGCCGCCUCUACGACGCCCGCGACGGCGAGAGCAUCCGCCUCGUGCAGGACACGUAUCGCUGCUGCGGGCUCAGGGCCGUGGACGACCGCGCGUAUCCCUUCGAGGGGGCGCAGACAUGUGCCGAGAUGUAUGGACGGGCGACGUCGUGCGAGGUGCCGUGGAAGAGCGCCAUGCAGGUUACUUCGGGCGUGGACUUUGGCGUCGUCGUCGUCGUUGGGCUGAUGCAGAUCAUCGGCCUUCUCAUGAUGCGCGAGCGCACCAAGUGGUGGACGGCGCUGCGCACCCGAGACUGGAAGCAGCCGUACUGUGACGACACCGCCAGCCAGUCUCUGCUGAAUCCGGACGAGGAGCAGGAGGCGAAUGGCACUGUCGAGGCCCCGUCACAGGCACAGGGGUACGGCGCACUCCAGGAGAGACAGCCAACGCCCACGGGCAGACCCGUCGAGGAAGGAAACCCGCCUAGCGGUCGGUAG